Messenger RNA from Sesamum indicum (sesame), 1192 nucleotides. Its product is annotated as Putative methyltransferase family protein. The record is from RefSeq and is a predicted model, not a curated record. NCBI's taxonomy places the organism in Eukaryota, Viridiplantae, Streptophyta, Magnoliopsida, Lamiales, Pedaliaceae.
CAAACCUCAAAACUGAACACUGAAACCUGAAGAAACAGCAGGCGGCAGAAAUGGAGUCAAAACAAUCAGACCAGGCAAAAGAAGAAAUAUUUCGACUCUUUGAUGAAAAACCCACUUCAGGAUUGGGCUUUCUUGACGCUGAAAGAUCCCUCCCACCUCCUCCUCCUCCUUGCCUUGAAGUUCUCGCCUCAGAGGUUUCACCAAGUGCCAAGUACACCGUGGAGCCUGUGAACAUUGGUGGGCUCACACUGUUCAAGGGGAGGGUGAGCACUCAGGAGGUAUUCACAUUGACCAAUUCCGAUCUGGUACCUGGUAAAUAUGAAGGAGGAUUGAAACUAUGGGAGGGGUCGCUAGAUUUAAUUACAACCCUUAGCUCUGAGAUGCAAGAUGGGAGGUUGUCAUUCACCGGAAAGCGAGUUCUAGAGCUGGGAUGUGGUCAUGGACUUCCUGGUAUAUUUGCUUGCCUAAAGGGUGCAUCGCUCGUGCAUUUCCAGGAUUUCAACUCAGAAGUCCUGCAAUACCUCACUAUUCCCAAUGUUGCUGUUAAUAUUGAAAAGAACUCUCAGUGCUUGGGUCCAGAUGUUGAGGAGGGCCCCGUUAACACUGAGACUCGCUUUUUCUCCGGUGACUGGGGUGAAGUGCAUCAUGUUCUCUCUUGUGUAUGUAGCAAUGAAUACAACAUUAGAAGCCGUCCGCAGCUGGAUCAGGCUGCUGGUUAUGAUGUCAUUCUCAUGGCAGAAACAGUUUACUCAAUUUCUGCACUGCCCAAUCUGUACAAACUUAUAAAAAAGUGCCUGAGUUAUCCCCAUGGAGUUGUGUACAUGGCAGCAAAGAAGUACUAUUUUGGGGUGGGAGGAGGAUCAAGGCGGUUUCUAGCUCUUGUUGAAAAAGAUGGUGCUUUCGUUUCAUCUUUGGUUGCGGAGGUUGCAGAUGGUUCGUCCAAUGUUCGAGAGGUAUGGAAGCUUCAUCUCAAGUGAUUUUCCAAUGUCGAGCAGCAUAAUGUUUUGCAGGCUUCAAGUAUACUGUAAUAUGUGCCUGAGGGGCAUUCUCACUGUUGCAACUCCAUUCCGAACGAGUUUUUGUUAAACUAGUUGUUGUAUUUGUCCAUCGGGCGUGUUUGUUGGUGUUUCAAAGCUGUCUUCUAUAUCACUUGCAUGCUGACAUUGGUUAUAUUAGUUCCAGGUUUUUGCAA